AAUUUUGUGGUUGUGCCAUAAACCUUAAGCUCAGUUUCGAAGCUGAAGAAAGGAAAGCACAACACACUUCUGCCUUCUAAUUGAGUGCUGAGUGAAUUGCAUUAAUCGCUACAGUCAUGCUGACCUGUGAAAUCUGUGGUGAGGGCAUCAUGUUGGAGGAAGACAUGAAGACUCAUCUCCUUCUCAGACACCUGGAAAAUGACAUGCACUGCCCGCUGUGUUCCCUGUCUGGAGUGUCCUACGAUGAACUCUCCUUCCACAUCAGCUCUGCACACCCAGAAAACCAGCACAGAGCACAGGUUCCAGCUCACUCCACAUCCAGCUUAGGCUGCUCUACUGGAACAAUCACUGGUGUAACUGAUUGUGAUAAACCUCAAACAUCUCAGUCCUGCUUGACUGGUGAUAGCUGUGGUGCAGCUGGUGAAGCAAUAUCCUAUGGUGCCUCUAGUGUCACCACAGACUCGGUGCAACCUGAACAGAAUCAUGGUUUAAUGUUCGCAUCAGAUAGAAGAGAUUUAACACAUGUGGAGACUAUACCAAUUACUUCAACAACAUUAAGCUCUAACAUAAAACAGGAGUGUGCCAGGAACUGUAGUGAGGAUGCUGGUGGAAGUAAAUCAGAGCACAAUAAAGCCAAACAGAAGCGGUUGUCCUCUCCAGGAAAAGAGAAACUAUUCUCCUGCCCCAUGUGUGCACUGGUCUGCAGCAGCUGUUUCAUCCUGCAGGAGCAUGUCGAGUUGCAUCUGCAGGAGCAGCACUCAGCUGAAGGUUCAGCACUGGAGGUGUUUUCAUCAGCCAUGACAUCACCAUCAGCCAGCAGUCUCUCAGGAGAGAAGAGAUUUCAGUGCCCUUUGUGCUCUGUCAUCUGCAGCAACAGUUUCUCUCUGCAGGAACAUGUGGAACUGCAUUUAGACCCUGGAGCAGGGAGCCCUGGCUCAGACCUGAAGCUGGCCAGAAAGCUUCAGCAGGAGGAGGAGCAGAGGAGGAGAGAAGAUGAGGCCCAGAAGGAGAGAGAGGAGUUUAAGAAGCUGCAGAGGCAGUUUGGUCUGGACGGCAGCGGGGGCUACCGCAGGCAGAUGGAGAGGACCAUGGAGAGGGAUGUGGCCAGAGGUCUUAUGGCCCCCACAGAAUUUCACUGUAAGAGGGCCGAGAUGAUGGAGUCUCUAGCCUCCGGGGUUGAUGAUGGCAGAACCAGAACUCAGGGUUUGGUGAGAGCCUUGUAUGAAUACUACCAGACUGAAUGCAGAGACUGUGUGCACGUGUGGCUGAGUGCUGACACCGACCACUUCUGCUCCUCAGCAGGGGACAAAGGCUGGGGCUGUGGAUACAGAAACUUCCAGAUGCUGCUUUCCUCUCUACACAGAAUAGAUACAUAUGCCCCCUUCCUACAAGAGAAAGCGGUUCCUAGUAUCCCACGGGUGCAGAGUAUGAUCGAGGAGGCAUGGAAAGGAGGCCUUGAUCCACAAGGUGCAUCCCACUUCAACCAGCGGCUGCAGGGAACACGAGCCUGGAUCGGAGCCACAGAGAUCUAUGCUCUCCUCACCUCUCUAGGAAUCAGUGCCCGCAUUAUUGACUUCCACCAGCCAACAGGCCCAGGAGACACCCAUCCCCAGUUGUUUGACUGGAUGAAGCAGUACUUCUGUCAGUCCAGCAGGAGCAGCAGACUGCCCCCCAGACUCAUCCAGACCUCCCUGCCUCCACUUUACCUGCAGCACCAAGGUCACAGCCGCACUGUAGUGGGUUUGGAGCAGAAGAAGAAUGGGAGCCUGUGCCUCCUGCUUUUGGAUCCUGGUUCCUCAUCAUCAGACACCAGGAAGCUGCUGAGCAGAGACACCGCCUCCACAGCCAUCCGCCACAUCAGGAAGUUCCCUGGCAGCCUUAGGCACAAACAGUACCAAGUGGUGGCAGUGCAGGGCUUGUUGUCCACUGAAGAGAAACAGAUUAGAAUCUUCAACUCCAGGACAUUAUGUGCUGAAAGGAUCCCAUGAACAAAAACACGCAUCACACGAUUACUCAUUUGCUAACACUUUUUAUAAUUUACAUUUUUUUUUAAUUUUAAACCUUUGAUAAACUUUAAAUAAACUAUGUGUUCUCUA
Thunnus maccoyii (southern bluefin tuna) is the source of this 2096-nucleotide messenger RNA. It is a transcript of the gene zup1, whose product is annotated as zinc finger containing ubiquitin peptidase 1. The record is from RefSeq and is a predicted model, not a curated record. The transcript is spliced from 12 exons. The coding region runs from base 117 to 1988 and encodes 623 amino acids. Lineage: Eukaryota; Metazoa; Chordata; Actinopteri; Scombriformes; Scombridae.